AUUAUGGUCGUCCCAUCAAUGCAGCAAAUAGCUACUUUGUCUAGUGAAAAAGCCUCGUACCAGUUGAAAAUGAUGUGGCAAGGGUGGGACCCACAAGGUAAGCAUGUUGAAGUUCCAAUUCCCAUUCCAAAACAGAAUGAGAUUUUGGUAAAAGUGGAAGCAUCUUCUCUAAAUCAAGUUGACUGGAAAAUGCAGAAAGGAUACAUGCGACCGCUUUAUCCCCGCAAAUUCCCUCAUAUACCUGUUCUCGAUGUGGCAGGAGAAGUCAUAGAGAUUGGACCAGGAGUUAAAAAUUUCAAAGCUGGCGACAAAGUUGUGUCUUAUCUUGGUCUUCAGGUUGGAGGUGGACUAGCUGAGUAUGCUGUGGCUAAGGAGAGUUUGACUGUUGCAAGGCCUCAGGAAGUCUCAGCCGCUGAUGCUGCAGGCCUACCUGUUGCUGGUCUCACUGCUCAUCAGGCUCUCACCGAUUUUGCUGGGAUCAAGCUUGAUGGAAGUGGCAAGCGAGUAAAUGUACUCAUCACUGCUGCCUCAGGUGGUGUGGGACACUAUGCCGUUCAACUAGCUAAACUUGGGAACACACAUGUUACUGCCACUUGUGGGGCUCGUAACAUUGACUUUGUCAAGAGCCUGGGGGCAGAUGAGGUUCUGGACUACAAGACUCCUGAUGGAGCAGCUCUGAAGAGCCCUUCUGGUGUGAAAUAUGAUUUUGUAGUCCAUUGCACUACAGACAUUCCGUGGUCAACCUUUAAGCCAACUCUUAGUGCAAAUGGGAAAGUAAUAGACAUUACUCCAAGUACUAGUACCUUUAUGACUUUUGGUGCAAAUUUGCUUACCUUCUCUAAGAAGCAGUUGGUGCCAAUGAUUGUAUCUGCCAAGCGUGAAAACCUCAAUUUUCUUGUUAAUUUGGUAAAAGAAGGAAAGCUUAAGACAGUGAUUGAUUCGAAGUAUCCCCUGAGCAAGGCUGAAGAUGCUUGGGACAGUUGUAUGCGAUGCCACGCUACGGGGAAGAUUUUCGUGGAACCUUAGCUAUACUACAAAAUUUUCUUGGUAUCCUUACAGUUUCAUUUCUAUGUUUCAGUGAGUAGGUUUGCCGGCUGUCCACUGUCCAUAUGGAUAUUACAUGUUCAUUUGAUAUAGGUUUUUGCCUUGCGUAUAUUUACUUAUCAUUUGCUGUUGUUCUUGGUGUUGCCUAAUAGUUCUUAGUUAUAGAUGUACUAUUAUUUAUAAUUAGGAUUGAUUAAUUUUGCUUUAUGGAAUAAGGAAAAAGUUUAGUU
Molecule: messenger RNA, 1274 nt
Organism: Rubroshorea leprosula
Lineage: Eukaryota; Viridiplantae; Streptophyta; Magnoliopsida; Malvales; Dipterocarpaceae
Source: the annotation of a GenBank genome assembly